This is a messenger RNA of Cornus florida, 384 nucleotides long. RefSeq lists its product as uncharacterized. Bases 1 to 384 code for a protein of 127 amino acids. Lineage: Eukaryota; Viridiplantae; Streptophyta; Magnoliopsida; Cornales; Cornaceae. The transcript has a single exon. The record is from RefSeq and is a predicted model, not a curated record.
AUGAUAGCCAGAGGUGAGUUGGCAGAUUACUUUAUGACGAAGGAGUAUGUAAAGCCCCGCGAGGUUUAUCCUCGCAAGGUAGAAGGUACUCAAGUAAAGGUCAUUCAUGUAAUACAUGGCAGAUCUGAAGAUGAUCAAGAGUCCGAUGAGGUAUACAGAUCCAGAUUGAGGGCAGUCCAUAAGCUCAGAAAGAUAUCCUCGGUCAAUGCUAUCGUUUCGGGCAGCAUCAGUAUUGGAUUCGGCAAUGGCGACCUAUCCAGAGUUCAACUCCCCCACGAGGAUCCAUUGGUCAUCAGUCUUUUAAUGGCAAAUUACAUGAUCAAGAGGGUUUUGAUAGACCCAGGGAGUAGUGCCAACAUCAUUACAAAGGCGGUCUUUGAGUAG